This is a messenger RNA of Callorhinchus milii (elephant shark), 663 nucleotides long. RefSeq names its product transmembrane protein 74B. The annotation marks the transcript as partial. The transcript has a single exon. The record is from RefSeq and is a predicted model, not a curated record. Lineage: Eukaryota; Metazoa; Chordata; Chondrichthyes; Chimaeriformes; Callorhinchidae.
GAGAGCCUCAGCAUUAACCUCUUGAGCAGCGUGAGCACAGACUGCGCUUUGCCGGCAGCUCAGGCCUUGGGCUCACAGCCCUGCCGAGUGGCCAUCACCGAACACUUGUCACCAGGGUCAGAAGAGGAGCGGGCAGCAGAGCCCAGAGCCCAGCCUGUGGAUUAUGGCUUUAUUGUGGCUUUAGUGUUGCUAGUGAGCGGAAUGGUCCUGGUGAUCGUGGCCUACGCCAUCCCCCGGGAACCCAAACUGGAGCCAGAUGUGGUGAGCGCUCGGCAGAUGGAGAAGCUGGAGCAGCGAUACGCGUGGUUGGGCUGGCACCUGGACAGGUGUAUCAUUGCGGGCCUGGGGCUGCUCACACUGGGAGGAAUGCUGCUCUCCCUGCUGCUCAUGGUCUCCAUCUGUAAAGGCCAACUCUACACCAAGACAUUCACCAUCACUGGCCGAGCCAGAAAGACCUACGGAUCCAUAAACCUGCGAAUGAGGCCAAUGGACGGGGAGGCGCGCCAGGGCCUGGUGGAAUGUGAGGUCACCCCAGUGCCAGCAGCCGGCUCUGAGUAAGCAACAACAACAACACAUGUGUAGCGCCUUACACAUCCCAGCAGCUCAGGAAACACCCUGCGCGUUUCAAAACAAUAUAUUAUAAUAAUGUGGUCACUGAAUCUA